AGCGCGCGCGGUUCGGAGACAGAGCAGGAAGUUGGCAAACCUACGAAACAAACAGACAAAAAAAAUAAUAAUAAAACAAAAAACAACGAUAAAUUAAAAUAAUAAAAAAUAAUAAGUUGUCCAGAACAUGGAGAAAUCCAGAGUGUAAUAGUCUGCGGAAAUCGCUUUAGAAGGGAAAUAUAUAUAAAUAUAAACGGAAGUUUCUCAUCCCCUCGCCGACUAGCGCUAGCUUAGCUUAGCUUAGCCUAGACUAGCUUAGCUCGACUUUGCUAACAAGGAAAAGCUAAAGGGGGGGGAGAGGUGAAAAAAAGGACGGGGGCAUUCACACAGUGUUGGCUCGGACACACAGACACAUUCCUGGGUCUUAAAUAAACAUUAUAAGGCUAAAUACUUAGCGGGAUACUGGCAGGAUUUUUUGCUAACAUCCGGGGCCUUUUUUGUUCCAGUCAGAAAAGUUAAACUCGCCACACACACACACACAAGCGCGCGCGCGCUCUGGCACGCACUGAACUGAAGGCCUGCAUGUGUCGGAGGAGGAAAACAAUAACAUUUUUAUAAUUGUAAUAAUUUAUUACCGUGAAGAUGUCGGCUCAGGCGCAGAUGAGAGCCAUGCUGGACCAGCUGAUGGGCACAAGCAGAGACGGAGACACGAUGCGGCAGAGGAUCAAGUUCACAGACGAGAGAGUGUGUAAAAGUCAUCUACUGGAAUCCUGUCCUCACGACAUCUUAUCAGGGACGCGUAUGGACCUGGGCGAGUGUUUAAAAGUGCACGACCUGGCUCUGAGGGCGGACUACGAGAUCGCCUCCAAACACCAGGAGUACUUCUUCGAGCUGGAUGCUGCCGAACACUUGCAGUCGUUUAUCGCAGACUGUGACCGGAGGACCGAACUGGCCAAGAAACGACUGGCCGAGACUCAGGAAGAGAUCAGCGCAGAGGUCGCUGCCAAGGCAGAGCGUGUGCACGAACUGAACGAGGAAAUCGGGAAGCUGCUGGCGCGGGCGGAGCAGCUGGGUGGAGAGGGGAACGUGGACGAGGCUCAGCAGGUGCUAGAGAAGGUGGAGAAAACGCGUGCCCUUAAAAGAGAGGCAGAGGACAUAUACCGGAACUCCAUGCCAGCCUCCAGUUUCCAGCAGCAGAAGCUGAGGGUGUGUGAGGUGUGCUCUGCCUACCUCGGCCUCCAUGACAACGACCGCCGCCUCGCCGACCACUUUGGGGGGAAACUGCACCUGGGCUUCAUCGAGAUCCGGGAGAAGCUGGAGAAACUGAGAAAAGCAGUGGUGGAGAAGCAGGAGCGGAUGCGCAUGAAGCGGCGGGAGGAGAGGGAGCGAGAGGAGGAGAAACAGAGGGAGUGGGAGAUGGAGAGAGAGAGGGAGCGUGAACGUGAGCGAGAAAGAGAGCGGGAGAGGGAACGGGAGAGGGAGAGAGAGCGCAGGAGGUCCAGAUCUCGCAGUGGGGACAGGUACAGGGAUGGCGGAAGUUCGUCGUCUCAUCGCUCGCGGCGGCAUCGCUCCUCCCACUCGAGAGACCGGGACCGGGAGAGGAAGCACAGACAUAAAGACCACCAUCGCUCUCGCUCCCACUCUCACAGGAGGAAGAAGAAGAGGUCGUCGCACACCCGAGAGCGGGAGCGCUCCCCGUCACAGGAGCGAUGGAGGGAGUGCGGAGGAGAAGACAGGUGGCGGGAAGACAGCCGGAGGGACACGGAGCGAGAGCCGGGGGAAAGAGAGAAGUCCAUCUCGUCCCCGGAGAUGGGCAGACUGAGGGGUAGAGAGAGAUCCGUCUCUGUGGAGAGAGAGAACCGCUCCAGCUCAGAGGAGAGGGAGUCGGGAGAGAUAUAAACAGAUCGAGCGAGAGAGAGAGAAAGAGAGAAUGAUGUCGGUUGCUAUGCUUUCAGAUGACUUCCUGUCCGUGUUGUUUAUUUCUGAGUGUUAUCCGACCUGUCAGCGACUGGAUGGGGCUUGGCAGAUGCGCACAGGGUCACAUCACAAAUCUGAAUGAAUUUUAGCACAAUUAGGCUUUAUUUACUACAACACACAGACAUGCUAUGUAUCUGAUAUUCUUUUGACGACUAAACAUUAAAAGAAAGAUCUCAUUCUCAGCUGCAUGUCCUUUUUUGGGCUGUACUUUCACGAUUCGGCCUCUUGCUCUCUCUCCCUCUUUUUUUUUUUUUUUUUUUUUUUUUUCUUCCCCCCUCCUAAUUUCACUUAAACAGAAAACAGUUAAACUAAAUAUUUUUCACAGACUUCCCUCAAGGUCUUGUUCUCGAAGUCCAGUCCAAUGAAAAAAAAUUCAGCGUGCGAUCUCAGGUGGUCUAAACUGCAGUGUGUGAAGCCCCACCGUUAGGUAACGUGUAACUAUGCUAAUAGCUGUCACGUUGAAAAAGUGAUCCAUUUAAUUUCACUAACAGUCAAGUUUAACAUUGGCUACCUCAACAACAGUUUCUCCAGCCUUAGCCACCUUUAACUAGCUGACUAACUUGUCCAGGUGUAGUUAACAGAUAGUUAUGUGACGGAAAACCGUAAUCGUCACGGAUUACAGUGGACUCCUUAUGAAAUACGUUUAACUGGCGUAAUACGUCCAUUAAAUUUUACACCCAGUCAGCCAUCUUUGACAAAGCUAAGGCUAGGGUCUUCAUGGCUGCAGAUAGAUGUCAUUUAUCCAACUGGGCCUGUUAUCCAAUACGAUUGUACUGAGCUGGGUCUCUGCAUGACAUCAGAUUGAGAAAAGCAGCAGAUUGAAGAAUAGAGGACUUGAGAGAAAAGUUGUGCACUUGGUUUUUUUUUUUUUAUAAAAAAAAUUUGAGUUUGAGUGAAAAUGACGGGUGCCUGAAUAACAUUUGCGAGUAGAUUCCGCCAGAUUUGCCUGUGUGCGUGUGUGUAUUAGAAGUUUCUCGUGCUCUAACGUACCUGUUUUGACCAGAUUUAUUAGGCAAGUGGGAGGAUGUACAGGACCAGAGAUUGUUCACUCAUGUUAUGCAUUCAGAUCUAUACAGAGGGAGCGACCUGCAAUCUGCCAGCCAACCAAAGUAGGGUGGGGGGGAAGAGGGCACCAACUUCAUCCAUGUUACAGCGAGUUAAUGUGAGGAAUAACAUUCCUCGAGAUGUUCACCUACCACAAAUGAUGUGUAUUUUCUUUCACAAAAAGAGCAUUUGUUUGUUUGUUUGUUUUUGUUUGUUUGUUGUUACUGUUAUUAAACAAAUGAUAACUGAUGCUUAGGAUGUUUUUACAGCUACUAUGAACCUGGAGUUAUUCGUUAACAAGCUGGUUUAAGCUGGAACCCCAAAAAAAUGUGCACGAUUUUCUGCAGACAACUACUAGCCAUCUUAAUGGAGUAUUCCAGCAAACUAAUCGCUAGUUAGCACAUCUGUAGCGUACAUAUCACGAGCAAAGGUUUUAACAUGUUUUCCUGUACACGCAACAGAAGACAACUUUUUGGGGCAGUUAUUAACUCCCUAGGGGGAGUUCCCUUAGACUUACAUUACAAAGAUACCUCCUCGGUACAUGGAAAUGUGUCAAUAUCGUUUAUGGUAACUGCAUAUAUGGUACCGAUGGCGAUUAGAUUUAAAAAAAAAAAAAAAAUUGAUAACGUUGUCCUUUAAAUAAGAUUUUUGUUAAUUUCUCAACGUUUAAGACUACGAAAUAUUCUUUAAUCAUGUGCCCAAAUUUUCUAAGAUGAAUAACUAAUAAAAAAAAAAAAAAUUUUAAAAGUAAUUGUCCCAAACCAGUCCUGUCUUGGAGAGGUAAUGAAUUUGGUCCCUGUGUAUGUUCACACGAACUUGUAAUGAAUUUUCCUUUUUAAAGGUAAAGGAGUAGGCGUUUCCUUCUCGACCAGGAAUGUAGAUCUCAGCCCAUGGAGCCUCACAGCCUUGAAAUGUUUGUAUUUUCUUUACUCUAGCACAGCGUUUCCUCAACGAAGUCCGAAUCUGAAUCAUGAGUGAUAAAGACGAUCGUAAGCUAUUAAUGCUACGAUCCUGAAACCAAGAUAAUCAUGCUCUUAAAGUUUGCUUGUUAACCAGUGCUUUCAGUUUCAUAGUGUUCUUAUUUUUAUUUAGAUUAGUUUGAAAGCUGUUUUUUUUUUUUUCGUUUUUUUUUUGGGGGUGCAAUGAAAAGUUUGAGUUUGUACAUGAAUGUUUAGACCAAACCUCCUGAGCAGCAACUGUGAAUAUAAAACUUUGGCUACUUCCCAACACUCAUCCUUGUGUACUCAGUAAUAAUGUUGGUUUGUUAGUUCACUACACCACCAUGAUGUUUUGAGAGGUAGCCUUCGUUUUUUCUUUGGAAACAAACAAUACCACUUUCUUUUGUCCAUGCUUAUUUGUACGUCCAGGUUGUAUCUCUCAAAAGCCAACUGUUUCUACUAUAGUAUGCUGUGUGCACAACUGUUUUUUUGUUGUUGUUGUUGUUUUCUUUUCUUUAUUUCCAGUUUGAUGUUAAGUUUUCUGGAGAAAUCUGACACAUCAAAUGCUAUACAAGUUAAAUAAAGACGUUUGGAAAAUUACA
Ictalurus furcatus (blue catfish) is the source of this 4501-nucleotide messenger RNA. Its product is annotated as LUC7 domain-containing protein. Gene Ontology annotation, molecular function: mRNA binding. Bases 583 to 1839 code for a protein of 418 amino acids. Gene Ontology annotation, cellular component: U2-type prespliceosome; U1 snRNP. Gene Ontology annotation, biological process: mRNA splice site recognition. NCBI's taxonomy places the organism in Eukaryota, Metazoa, Chordata, Actinopteri, Siluriformes, Ictaluridae. The transcript is spliced from 10 exons. The record is from RefSeq and is a predicted model, not a curated record.